Phoenix dactylifera (date palm) is the source of this 2718-nucleotide messenger RNA. Its product is annotated as bifunctional TH2 protein, mitochondrial-like. Gene Ontology annotation, cellular component: cytosol. The record is from RefSeq and is a predicted model, not a curated record. NCBI's taxonomy places the organism in Eukaryota, Viridiplantae, Streptophyta, Magnoliopsida, Arecales, Arecaceae.
GUGGGGCAGGUUCGCCGACUCCGAGGGAUAUUAUACCGCAGAAUGGCGACAGCUACCACCGGAGCGCCAACGUCCAACCGCCGGCCCGGUCCGAUUCCGGCCUUUGUCGCCCCAUCACGAGAAGACCGUGGAAAGGGCACCGGCUGCCGCCUCCACUUUCUCGCCUCCCGCCCCCCACCACGACCGCCCCCCUCUCCACCCCACGUCUAUAAAUACCCUUCUCUCUUCUCCUCACUCCUCUCCCGCAACCCGAGGACGGGGACCGGACCCCCUGUCGCCCCGCUCUUGCCGUUGAUGCGAUCCCACACCGCCGAAACCCCCACCUCUCGCCUCCUCCCGCCCCCGAUUCGGUUCUUGAAUCGUGAUAGCCUCGAGUGCCGCCUCCCGGAGGUUUUCCGAUCGAUUGUCUCGGUGAAUCUGUGGGCGUCGCCUUCAAGAUAGUUUCCGGAGAGCGUGGCCGCCUCGGAUUCUUUUCCUUCUUCAGCCAGAGGAGCCAUGGCGAUGCUAGGGAUGGCCGUUGAAGAGGGCUCCGCAGCGAAGCGGUUCUGGAUCAGGUCCCGGAAGGAGGCGGUGUUCGCGCAGUACACCCCGUUCGUGGUGUGCCUGACGGCGGGGACACUGGAGACGGAGGCCUUCCGCAACUACAUUGCUCAGGACGUGCACUUCCUCAAAACUUAUGCUCAAGCGUACGAGAUGGCAGAAGAAUGUGCUGAUGAUGAUGAUGCGAAGGCUGCAAUAACUGAUCUGAGAAAAGCUGUUUUGGAGCGACUGAAAAUGCAUAAUUCAUUUGUCCAAGACUCAGUUAUGCAGGAAUGGGGAAUAGAUCCCACCAAAGAGAUCGUUCCUAUCCCUGCAACAGUGAAAUAUACCGACUUCCUGCUUGCAACAACUCUUGGAAAAGUUGAAGGAGGGAAAGGUCCCGGGAAAAUUGUCACUCCUUUUGAGGAGACAAAAAUUGCUGCUUAUAUUGUAGGUGCUAUGACUCCUUGCAUGAGGCUUUGUGCAUUCUUGGCAAAAGAGCUCCAGGUGUGUCUGCAACAUGAUGCAAAUGGUCAUCCCUACAAGAAGUGGAUUGAAAACUAUUCCUCUGAAAGUUUAGAGGUUGCUGCUGUGCAAAUAGAAGAUUUGCUUGACAAAUUGAGUGUUCCAUUGACUGGCGAGGAGCUUGAAGUCAUAGAAAAGCUUUACCACCAGGCUAUGAAGCUUGAAAUUGAUUUUUUUUCUGUUCAGCCAAUUGGCCAACCAGCUGUAGUUCCUUUGACAAAUGAUCCAGCAAAUCACCUUGUCAUCUUUUCUGACUUUGAUUUGACAUGCACUGUAGUUGAUUCGUCUGCCAUUUUAGCAGAAAUUGCAAUAUUAACUGCAGCAAAGACUGAUCAUAGUGGGACUGACAAUUUGAAUGCUCGGUCUUUUUCAGAAAUGAGAAACUCUUGGGAUUCUCUUUCUAGACAGUACACAGGGGAAUAUGAGCAGUGCAUAGAAAGCUUACUUCCAAAAGAAGAAGCUAAAACAUUUGAUUAUGAAGGCCUUUGCAAAAGUCUGGGCCUGCUCUCUGAUUUUGAGAAACAAGCUAAUUCCAGGGUUAUUGAGUCUGGGGUUCUAAAGGGAACGAGUUUAGAUGACAUAAAAAGAGCCGGGGAACAUUUGAUCCUCCAAGAUGGUUGUACAGAUUUUUUUCAGAAUGUUGUAAAGAAAAAGGAAAAACUGAAUAUGGAUCUCCAUGUACUUUCAUAUUGUUGGUGUGCAGAUCUAUUAAGAUCAGCCUUUUCAUCAGGUUGCCUGAAUUAUUUGAACAUUCACACAAAUGAGUUCAACUAUCAAGAAUCUAUUUCAACGGGUGAAAUUGUUAGGAAGAUGGAAUCACCCAUGGACAAGGUUGAAGCAUUCAAAAGUAUCUUAAGCAACCUUGGAAGCAAUGGCAAGCACUUAUCUGUGUACAUAGGAGAUUCAGUUGGCGACUUGCUUUGCUUAUUGGAAGCAGAUGUUGGCAUUGUGAUUGGAUCAAGCACUAGCUUAAGGAGAGUUGGCAAGCAGUUUGGUGUUUCUUUCAUUCCACUCUUCCCUGGUUUGGUCAAUAAGCAAAGACAAAUUAAUGGAAAAGACUCAUGCAUCUGGAAGGGGUUGUCUGGCGUUCUUUAUACAACAUCUAGCUGGUCAGAGAUAGAAGCUUUUAUUUUGGGGACAUAAUUCUUUUCAUGUCGUUCCUUAUUCUUGUUACCUUGUUAUUUUCAAACAAGAGUUCAAGAAUUCAUGAUUCGAAGAUAUGUGUCCAAACUGUGGCUGAUUUUACAAUAGCCACAGGUCAAUUGUCUUUCCGUUGUUUUCCUUCAGGUUUGCCUUAAAAAUGGAAAUGCUGUAUUGGGCCAUGCAUUGCUUCGGCGCUAAGGCAAUUGUGACAUUCUAGGAGACAGAACAGAUGAUUAGUCAAGUAUGCAUGUACUUGUCUAUAAUUUUUGGGUUAUAAGAAAAUUGUUCUUGCCUAGGAACGGUAUUUAGAAUUAGAGAACAUUCAUUUCGAAGAUGUAUCAAUUUUAAGCCCUGGGAACUCUAAGGAAACUUCAGAAUGUAUAAGAGCCUCUUCUAGUCUAGUCAGGAUGUUGGAGGUGCUCAUUUGAGCCCUUUUGAGGUGUACACUUUAUAAAGCUAUUAUAACUGUAACCGCCCUCCUUUCAGCGACGAUGAGGCUUCAAGGGGUUGCUUCAUCCCUUCUUUUGUCCA